This is a messenger RNA of Phytophthora sojae, 294 nucleotides long. RefSeq lists its product as hypothetical. NCBI's taxonomy places the organism in Eukaryota, Oomycota, Peronosporomycetes, Peronosporales, Peronosporaceae. The transcript has a single exon. Gene Ontology annotation, molecular function: protein binding. Bases 1 to 294 code for a protein of 97 amino acids. The record is from RefSeq and is a predicted model, not a curated record.
AUGGUGUUUUGCUUGCAGUUGCGGGAGUUGCGCAGUUUGGACAUCUCGCAUAAUGCCGUGGAGAGUCUGCAGGAAGUGGCCGCGCUGUCGAACCUGUUUGUGCUCAAGUGUUCGAGCAACCAGAUCGCCGACUUGAGCUGGAUUGCGGGGCUGACUAAGCUCGAGGAGCUGUGGGUGAGAGAGAACCGACUCGAGAGCGCCCAGCUCGCGCAUCUGCAGCAGCUCACAGCACUGCAAACUCUCGUGAUCCAUCCGAAUCCGUGCACCGAGCGAGACGACUAUGUGUACGGCUGA